AUGAUGCACCUGGUUCCCUGCAAAGAAACUUCUACUGCUAAGGAUGUCGCUCAGAUGUUCUUGGAGCAUGUUUGGAAGCUACAUGGCACUCCCAAGCGCACUGUGUCUGACAGAGGGACUACAUUCAACAAGUUCCUCAAGGCACUCUACAAAUCUCUGCAAAUCACUCCUAGUUUCUCUACUGCUUAUCACCCACAAACUGAUGGGCAAACUGAGAUCAAGAAUCAAUGGCUGGAGGCUUACCUACCUCCCUUCAUUAAUCAUUGUCAGUCUGAUUGGGUUGUUUGGCUCCCACUGGCUGAAUUUGCUCACAACAAUGCCAGAAGCAAAGCAACCGGCAAAUUGCCCUUUGAGAUUGUGUAUGGACGUUCUCCUGUCAUUUCACCACUCCUGGAGCCCACUGGGUCGCCCAUUGCUGAUGACAGAGCCAAGCAACUGGCUGAGACUAUUCAGGAAGUACAGGCAUCAAUCAAAUGGGCUCAGGAGCGCUACAAACAGGCAGACACAGGGAAACCACCUCUUGAGUUUCAACCAGGAGACAAAGUUAGGCUUCUGGCUUUGAAUAUCACGUUACAGCGCCCCAACAAAAAGCCAGACCAUAGGCAGUAUUGCCCUUUCCCUGUCAUAGAAAGAGUGGGCUCUCACGCCUAUUGCCUGUCUCUCCCUGAGACCAUGAAGAUCCAUGAUGUGUUCCAUCAGAAUGAGAAGAAGAGUAUGAAGGUCAGAUGGAAGGGAUAUGCACCCCAUGAGGACACAUGGGAACCAGCCAAGGAUCCACAGCAUUGCAAGGACAAAUUGCGCAACUUCUUUCCUAAUUAUCCGGAUGCCCCGGCCGCUGACAAUGCCAUCCCUGCAAACGCGCGCAAAGUUAAAAGAGGCAAGAUGGUCAAGCAACUCAGCAAGUCCAAAACUGCCCGCUUUGCUACUUCAUAA
Rhizoctonia solani is the source of this 933-nucleotide messenger RNA. Its product is annotated as Retrotransposable element Tf2 protein. The record is from RefSeq and is a predicted model, not a curated record. Gene Ontology annotation, molecular function: nucleic acid binding. The transcript is spliced from 3 exons. Bases 1 to 933 code for a protein of 310 amino acids. Gene Ontology annotation, biological process: DNA integration. Lineage: Eukaryota; Fungi; Basidiomycota; Agaricomycetes; Cantharellales; Ceratobasidiaceae.